Molecule: messenger RNA, 222 nt
Organism: Knipowitschia caucasica
Lineage: Eukaryota; Metazoa; Chordata; Actinopteri; Gobiiformes; Gobiidae
Source: the annotation of a GenBank genome assembly
AUGCUCCUUCAGAGCAGCGUCCAACGACGAGGCGAAGUUAACAAGGCCCCUAAAAAUGCCUGGGUUGUCAGAGGCUUCAGUCUCAUCGUGGCCACGCAAAGCCAAUUCAAAAGCACCACAAAAGUUUACCGAGCCAUCGGAUUUAGCAUCUCCAGCUUCACUUCCAGAAAUCUACCUACUACUAUCGCCAACCUCACUAUUUUCUUUGUCUCUCCUCUCUAA